AUGAGACCAAGGGUUUUAUCGGUCGGCAUCAGCACACAAGCUUCUUUAGCUAUUGAUUACGGUUGGAAAGGACUUAUUGCGCUUAGCAGUUUCACCAAUAUACUUAUUGUUGACCCUUGUAGUAGUAAAUCUUUGCAGUCGCUCCAGGGGCACCGGGCUAACGUGGUAAAUGUUUUGUGGGCUCCUGAGAAUUAUUAUCAUGAUGAUAAAAACCCUUUUCAACUAAGACUUGCUAGUGUCGAUUCUUCUGGAGUGAUAAUAAUUUGGGAUGCUACUACCUCCUCUGCCACUUCAGAGUUUCGUGAGGCAGAUUCACUCGCUUUGGAAAUAUUAUGGUUACCUAAUCAGUGGGUUUCUCGUGAUUUGUUGGCUGUUCUUCACUCUCAUGGAAAAUUCAUUAUUUGGAACACACAAACCCAAACAAAAUUAUGGAAGUACUCUUUUGGUGACGAAGUGAUUUCUUUUUCCUUGGAUAUAUUCUCUAAUUCAAAAAUGAUUUUUUAUUCAAAGGAUCAUUUCAUUGUGGAAAAUUUUAGCGUUACUUCGUGCGCUUUCGGAAAAAGUGGGAAACUAAACAUUUCUAAGGCUGUUGAAAAUAGUAACAAGCGUUUUCCUAAUGAAGUAAACUCACGUGGGACAGCGUCAUCAACGCCAGCAAAAUCAUCCAGUGAACUGAACCUCACCCCAGGGAACUUUGAAAGGACAUUUGAUUCUGCGAGUGAUAAUGCAAGAUUAGUAUCUACUAAAACAUGCUUGCAGGUCACUUACCAUCGAUAUCACAAGGACUGUGCUUUGUUUGUUUUUAGGAGGGAGAUUAUUAUUGUAAACCUAGUAUUGGUCCGUCCGCUUUAUUUCAUUUCUUUAGAUCAUUCUUGGCCUUCUUUCUCACGUGUGUAUUCUUGCACUCAACGUGAUGUCAUCAUUUGUUUACAUGAAAACGGCAAUUUAAGCGUAUAUGCUUGUCGUGGUCUUGCUUUAGCAACGGAUCCUUCUCUUCAUACGUCUCAUUUAUUGCAAAUACCUCGUCAAGAAUUUUCUGAUCUCCAGGCUAAUGAUAUAUAUGUUCUCGUUGCAACUGCUGCAUCUUUUAGACGCCCAAAACAAGUACAUCAUGUUAGUUUUUCUGUCGACCAAAUGACGGAGUUGAAUAUCGCCGUAGUUUCAAUUGAUGGUCGGUUCCAGUUUUGGCGACUACGAGAUAUUCGAAAUUCGUCUUCCUGUGAUGAAGAAAGAAAGCCAAUUUGGAGCCUUUCGGAUCUGUUACCACAUGCACCGGUUUUAAAUAAGCCUCCAGUAAAGUUGUAUCUUGAAUUAAAUGGUUUAUACUCUCCAAGUCGAUCAGAACCAACACUAUGUCGCGUAUGUCCAUCGAAUUUAAUGAGGUUUUCAAUGAUUGAUUCAAUUUGCGGUCCUUUAGUGGCUGUUGGAAAUAAUCAUGGUGAUAUUCAGAUUUGGGAUGUAUCAUCAGCUAUAUUAUGGCGUGAAUAUCAUGUACUACCGGUACCUGUGAAAGGAAUUGAGUGGAUACCAAUACCCCGAACAGUUUAUAAAAGUAAUCAAAUCAAUGAGGAUACUUCGAAAUCACCAUAUGAAUAUUCGUUAGGUUUAAUUGUUCAUGGUUGGCAAUCCAAAGAUGGGCACCAAAGUUCUCUUACUGAAAAUUCAUUAAAUAAAACGAAUCUAAUGGGAAGAAAUUUCGUUACCACAGUAGACUUAUUAACAGGAUAUAUGCGUAUAUUUCGUGACACUUCAAAUCAAAGGACUGUGAAGACAGGUCAUCAUACAGCAAUCGGACCCUCUGCUAGUCCACUUUUAUCUGGAUCUAACGAUGAAGAAAGUCUUUCGGAGGGACCAAUUGAUAUUCUUUGUGUUAGCCACUUAAAUCAGUACGUUGGUAUAGCAGUUCGCAGAAGUCCUUUAGAAAUAUGGAAAUUGUGCAAUUCAUCCUUAGUGGUUAAAUUACCUCUUCUACCAGAUUUAACAGUUGUUGCUUUGGAUUGGUGUCAUUCGCCAACUAAAUCUCAUCGAAGUCGUAAAAUUUCGGACAAGAGUUCUAAGUCAGACGACUAUGUUCAUUCAAAAGAAUCUGCUUAUAUACGUGAAUCAUGUGUUAUGUGCACUUCGGAUGGCAAUAUUCGCUUGAUUGCAGUGAACAAUGAUACAGUGGAUAAUACUUCAGUUUCAAAUACAAUUUUAAAUGGUCUGCCAACUGUUAGUUUAAAUCGAAUUAAUUCCGUUGCUUGGUUCUCUGAUUUAGUUGCUUUUGGCACUUAUGAUGGUUUUGUAGCUGUUCGAGAUUUACAUAGUAAAAGAACAUUGUUUCGAACAACUUGCUCAAAGUUCCAAUCAAAUUAUUUAGAUCAGGCUCUUGGUACUUUUAAUGAACAAUAUUUUGAUCCAGAUUUAGUCUUCGAAGCAAAUACUCCAACUGUACAUUCUUCACUGAAUAUUCGACGUUUAUGCUUUAUACCGGGUUUGUCAAGUCUUACUCGUCUUCUUAGUUUACAGUUGAAUUCAGUUUGUGUUUGGGAACCAAGACAGAUGCUUCUUUUAUGUAUAAUUGACUUCACUGGAUCAAUUCAUCAUUCUUUAAUUUGCGCUGAUUGGGUUUCUGUUGUCACCAAAUCAUCGGAUAGAGCUUUGUGUAUUCUUUUAGGUGGUGAUGGCGCUCUACGACUUGUACAAGCUGGUCAAGCUAAUUAUGAAAUGACAAUUGUUAACUAUUUUAAUCAAUCAGUAAAUCUUGGAAGUACAAUCACGCGUGGAACUACUUUACAAGAUCCAAUUUCAAAAUUUUAUAUUCAAAGUCCAUUGCCAGACAGACCUGACAUUCAAGAUCCUGUUUUAGUCCCUUCGUUACUUCCUCCUAUCACUGCUUUAAAUAUUCGACAUAUUUUACAGCAUCAACCAUGGUGUAAAACGUCGCAAAAUAUCUCUUCGAUUAAGAAUGAUGAUGAUUUAUUAAUUGAUAUGACUUCUAGUUGUCAAACUUCAACAUCAAAAUCUUCAAAUAUCGAUUUAACCAAUCAGUCAGAAACAAACAAUCAGACUACUCUAACUAAUGCUAAAUUAGACCAAAGUAAUUAUUCUAGCAGUGACUGUUCUCUGCUUGCUCCUGGUUUUGCAAAGAUUCAAAAUUCUGUAAAUAUAUUCUUAUAUGGUCUCAAAACAAGACAUAAAUUAUCUACUAGUUUUAUGAAUUCAUCAAAUACUACCAUUAUUGAACGUUGUUUAUGGACUGCUCAAUUAUUUGGUGAUGUAUAUGAAGUGAAAUUUUGGCGAUUAGUUGCAAAUCGUUUAUUAUACAACAAACCUUAUCAUAACAAUUCACAACAAUCAAAUAACCAAUUGUGGUCUCGGUAUUUUUUAGAUUUAUCAUGGGAUUUUCUAGCUGACUGCAGUCUAUAUCGUCAGAAUGUUGAAAAGUUUAUAUCAUUUAUGGAAAAAUCACAUAAUUCACCUACUCAAUUAAUGGAUUGUGUUGAUACAAUGAUUAUGGUUGGUCAACAGGAUCGUGCAGUUUCUUUGCUACUGGAAACACCUGCGGAUUCAAGUAAUUAUUCCAUGAAUAUGUAUCGUGCUUGUUUGUUUGCUGCAAAUUUUCCUGGAAAAUCACUUCUAUCUGGAUCCAAUGUAAAGCAGAAAACAGAAGAGGAUAAUUAUUUAAGUGUAGUAAAAUUAGUUGCUACAAAUUUACUUUCUAAUGGAAAAGUUAAUGAUGGUAUUGGUUUAUUGUGUCUUAUUGGUCUACAAGUUGAUGCAUGCCGUUACUUGGAAUCGUUCGAUCGAUGGGAUCGUUCUGUUUGGUUAGCUAAGUGUACAUUGUCAACUGAAGAACAUGAUAAAGUGAUGAGACGUUGGGCGUCAUAUUUAGCUUCAUCUCAGGUUAAUCGUAAAGAUUUAGCUAUCCUCAUAUAUGUUUAUUUAGAAGAUCAUAAUCAAGUUUUGAAGUUGCUCUUCAGUCUUAAUCAAUAUCAGUUAGCAGCCAGAUACUUGGAAGCAUGCCGUGAAUUAGGCUUAUUAAAUUCAACUAAAGAAACAGAAUCAUUUUAUGAGUCGAUAUUUUUGGAAUUUGGUUCAUUCCUAUUAAAACUUGGUCAUCAUGAAGCUGCUACAUAUUAUGGUAAUUUAGCUGGAACAAUGGCUGAUUCGUUAAGAAAAGAAAUAGAUUUUCUUUUAUCAUAG
Messenger RNA from Schistosoma turkestanicum, 4185 nucleotides. The record is from the annotation of a GenBank genome assembly. Lineage: Eukaryota; Metazoa; Platyhelminthes; Trematoda; Strigeidida; Schistosomatidae.